Molecule: messenger RNA, 470 nt
Organism: Parathielavia appendiculata
Lineage: Eukaryota; Fungi; Ascomycota; Sordariomycetes; Sordariales; Chaetomiaceae
Exons: 2
Coding region: 124-297 (57 amino acids)
Molecular function (GO): protein binding
Source: RefSeq, a predicted model, not a curated record
ACGCUAUCAACGGUCUGGCCAUCACUACAGAACAUCAUGCUCACGGAACUGGAGCGAUGCCGAUUGCAUGCUGAGAAAGAAGCUCGGGGCUGAAGCGAACUUGAGAAGCGCGACCCUCAGCGGAUGCUUUCCAGCGCUUGCACUCUGGGCAAUCACCGGUCGCUAAAGCGGCUUCUCGAGGACGGGGUCGAUGUCACCACCGCAGAUGAGUAUGGGGACACCUUGCUUCAUCCAGCUACCGAAUAUGGCCAUGACAGGGUAGGGAGCUGCUUCUCAGCACAGACAGGCUUGAUUUGAACGUUAAGAAUAAGGCUGGGUGGACACCGCUUCAUCGGACUUCAAUGGGCGGUCAUGUUGAGGUGCUGUUCCUUCGUACAGACGGGGUUGAUUUGGACGCUAAGACUCGGCAAGGGCAAGCAGUGCUCGACAUCGCUUCGCAGCAAGGACAUGAUAAGGUGGUGAAGCAGCUU